Molecule: messenger RNA, 1146 nt
Organism: Dichomitus squalens LYAD-421 SS1
Lineage: Eukaryota; Fungi; Basidiomycota; Agaricomycetes; Polyporales; Polyporaceae
Exons: 3
Coding region: 1-1146 (381 amino acids)
Molecular function (GO): protein binding
Source: RefSeq, a predicted model, not a curated record
AUGCCCACCUUGCUUUCUCUUCCACCAGAGCUUCUGAUACACAUCCUGGACCUUCUUUCUUCUGACGUCUGGACUCUCAGGAACUGCGCGUAUACCUGCUCCGCUCUUCGCCCGUUUUGCCGGCAUCACCUUCUCGCUGUCGCGGACUUCAAUGUCCUCGGUGACGCGGACGCAGAACCGUUCCGCGACUGCAUCACGCACCUCCAGAUGUCUGUCAAGUCUGGAGGACUCGACGGCAUCCCGGAAACUCACAUCGAGGUCGCGCUCCGCCUACCAAAGCUGAAGAAGAUGUCUUUUUGUGGCCCAUCCAAUCCUUUCCGGCACUGGUUCCCAACCGGUAUCCAGGAAGCGCUCCAUCUAUUCAGUUCGGUCACGGAGCUCGCCCUUGUCAGGACGACCCACGCAAGCGUCGAGCAACUUCAGAGCCUCAUAUCCUCCCUCAACAAUCUGAGUCACUUGACCAUUCACGGACUAACAGUCCAGGGGUCGGUGCACGGUAAUUACUUCGCGCGGCACCAACAUCGACAUGCCGAAGAACUGGGUGGACCUCGACUUACACAUCUGAACGCCGCCCCAAGCUUUCAUGCGGACGGCACGGCGGCCGUCCUUCAGUGGCUCUCUCACACGCCUACGCGCCACUGUUUGCGGACCCUAGACAUUCCGGCGGCGUCGCGGAACACACAGUUUGUCGUCGACUCCUUUGGACCCACCAUCCACCGUCUUUGCGUGGCAGAGCUCAAGAGCAUUGCAGCUUGGAAGACAUCGUUCAUACAUCGCUAUACGAAUCUACUUACUCUUGAAGUCGGCUCCCUCUCCCAAUUGUCCUGGCAACCUCUCUACAAAGUGGUCGCAGGAAUCUGCUCGCCCGACUUCUGCGAGCUUGUUUUGCGAUAUGACGCCGUGGCUGAUGCGGACGCCCGCAUUGCGGCCAGCAGGGUGGAGACAAGCCCUGUGGACUACAUCCUACAUGACGACAUGCCGGCUCUACAGAAAGUCUGCUUCGUGGUCCAGUACGAUUCGAGGCUGGCGGGAAGAGACGCGCAGUGGAAGGAUGCCGUGAGAGAGAGAGUGCGGUCUUUCUUCUACCGGUUGGCGGAGGAUGGAACUUUACAAGUUGAGUUCGAAGCUCAAAGGAUAAGAGCCUAA